AUGGCUGAACAAUAUUUACAAGUAGAUGGUGCUAAUCUUUGUUAUGAAAUUGAAGGAGCUGGUCCCUAUAUCGUAUUUGUUGCAGGAGGGAAUGGAGGUCAUUUAUUAUUUAAGCGUAUCCGUGAUCUUUUGGUGAAAUAUUUUACUGUUGUCUUGUAUGAUCGGCGUGGAUAUUUUCGGAGCAAGCUAACUGGUCCUCAAGAUUACUCAAAGAAUGUUGACACUAACGUCGAAGACUUAUUUAUGUUGAUGAGAAAAAUAACUGUUAAUAAGUUCAUAUUUUUUGGUAUGAGCGGUUCCGCUGCGAUUGGAUUGAAGUAUUUAACAGCUCACCCUGAAACAAUAUCGAAAAUGUUUAUUCAUGAACCACUUUUGUACUUGGAAAACUUUCCGGGUAUAAAUGAAGCUAGAGGAUUUCACUACUAUGCAUAUCGAACUUUCCAUAUAGAAGGUCAAAAUGCUUGUAUGAAUCUUGCUGGUAAUUUUUACUUCAAUGAGAUGGACCGUCAGAUAUUUCUUGGUAAUCAAAAGAAGAAAAAGAUAAAUAACUGGAGUUAUUGGUUCGAGCACGAGUUCUGUGAAGAUCUCUUUACCAAAAUGAAUUUGGAUAUGAUAAAAGUUCAUAGUGACAAGUUGAUAUUUUUACAUGGUGUAGAAUCUAGAGAAAGCUUUAUUCACGAACCUGGAGCUUUCAUUGCUGAUACCUUGGGAAAAGUGACACUACCAUUUCCUGGUGGUCAUACUGGCUUUUACACUCGUCCUGAAGAAUUCGCGGCCGAUUUUCUCGAACUUUGUCGAGUUAAUUUUCUCCUAAAAUACCAACCAAAGUUGUAA
This is a messenger RNA of Mucor mucedo, 834 nucleotides long. RefSeq names its product Alpha/Beta hydrolase protein. NCBI's taxonomy places the organism in Eukaryota, Fungi, Mucoromycota, Mucoromycetes, Mucorales, Mucoraceae. The record is from RefSeq and is a predicted model, not a curated record. The transcript has a single exon. Bases 1 to 834 code for a protein of 277 amino acids.